Pimephales promelas (fathead minnow) is the source of this 2794-nucleotide messenger RNA. RefSeq names its product tyrosinase (gene tyr). NCBI's taxonomy places the organism in Eukaryota, Metazoa, Chordata, Actinopteri, Cypriniformes, Leuciscidae. Gene Ontology annotation, molecular function: tyrosinase activity. The record is from RefSeq and is a predicted model, not a curated record. Gene Ontology annotation, biological process: pigmentation; melanin biosynthetic process.
AAAGAGGGAGUGUGUAAAGAGAAAGAGAGCUGGAGGAAGAUCUCCGUGUCUAAUGUGUCCCACUCUCUUUAUGAAGCUCACCAUGUCCUCCUCUCUGCUUGUGUUCUUCUUCCUUCAGUUCUUCAGUCAGUCUCUCCAGCAGUUUCCUCGGGCUUGCACUUCACGGGACGUCCUGCUGAGCAAGCGUUGCUGUCCAGUUUGGCCGGGCGAUGGUUCGGUGUGCGGAUCCCUUUCGGGUCGAGGCUUCUGCCAGGACGUCACCGUGUCCGACCUCCCCAACGGGCCUCAGUACCCUCAUUCGGACGUGGACGACCGUGAACGCUGGCCUCUGGUCUUCUACAACCAAACCUGCCGGUGCGCCGGCAACUACAUGGGCAUCGACUGCGGCGAGUGCAAGUUCGGCUUCUUCGGUGGGAAUUGCGCGGAACGACGGGAGUCCAUCCGCAGGAACGUCUUCCAGUUGUCCGUGACGGAAAGGCAGAGGUUCAUCUCGUACCUGAAUCUGGCGAAGAACACCGUCAGCCCUGAUUAUGUGAUCGCGACGGGCACGUACGCGCAGAUGAACAACGGCUCGACCCCCAUGUUUGGGAACAUCAGCGUGUACGAUUUGUUCGUGUGGAUGCAUUAUUACGUGUCCCGUGACGCGCUGCUCGGGGGUCCCGGGAACGUGUGGGCCGAUAUUGACUUUGCGCACGAAUCUGCCGCGUUCCUGCCCUGGCACCGGGUCUUCCUGCUGUUCUGGGAGCACGAGAUCCGCAAGCUGACCGGGGACUUUAACUUCACCAUCCCGUACUGGGACUGGCGUGACGCGCAGGACUGUCAGGUGUGUGUGGACGAGCUGAUGGGGGCGCGCAGUCCUCUCAACCCGAACCUGAUCAGCCCGUCCUCGGUGUUCUCCUCCUGGAAGGUGAUCUGUUCUCAACCCGACGACUACAACCUUCGAGAGGUCUUGUGUGACGGGUCGCCCGAGGGACCGCUGCUCCGUAACCCUGGCAACCACGACCGGACGCGUGUCCCGCGGCUGCCCAGCUCUGCUGACGUGGAGGCGGUCCUGAGCCUGACGCAGUACGAGACGGGACAGAUGGACCGACGGGCCAACAUGAGCUUCAGGAACACACUGGAGGGUUUCGCGAGUCCUGAGACGGGGUUGGCGGUCACAGGUCGAAGUUUGAUGCACAACUCUUUACACGUCUUCAUGAACGGGUCCAUGUCUUCAGUGCAGGGCUCCGCCAACGACCCCAUUUUUAUUUUACAUCAUGCCUUUAUUGAUAGCAUCUUUGAGCAGUGGCUGAGGAGACACCAGCCCCCCCGCACACACUACCCGACCGCCAACGCCCCGAUCGGACACAACGACGGAUACUUCAUGGUCCCCUUCAUCCCUCUCUACAGAAACGGGGAUUAUUUCCUGUCCACUAAAGCCCUGGGAUAUGAAUAUGCAUAUUUACUGGACCCAGGUCAGCGGUUCAUGCAGGAGUUCGUGACGCCGUAUCUUCAGCAAGCGCAGCAGAUCUGGGGCUGGCUCCUGGCGUCAGGGAUCCUGGGGGCCGUCGUGGCGGGAAUCAUCGCUACGGUCAUCAGCGUGUCGUGUCGCAGGAGGACAAAGAGGCGAAAGGCGUCGGGAUACGGGGAGAGACAGCCGCUCCUGAACAGCAGCGAGGAAGAGGGUUCAGCUUCAUACCAGACCACACUGUGAACCUGAGUGUGUGUCAGCGAGGACAGAGCCACGGGGAAAACACACACAACUUGGGACAAUCCACAACGCGUAACGUGAAAAACGUUAACGUGGCUUACAGUGUUAUUAAAAGACUUCAUACUAAUAAAGUAUAUCAAUGUACAGAGCACAGAAUAUGAACACCACAUUUAAUUACACGUUAAAUGUUGUAUAAUAGUUUUCUAUAGGAGGAAAGCGCUUAAAGUGUAAUUAAAUACAUUGUUCAUAUUCUCUGCUCUUUGAUUUUGGUAUACUUUAUUAGUAUGAAGUCUUUUAAUAACACUGUCUUAGUACAUUAAGCCACAUCAAGCGUUUUUCACAUUAAGCGUUUUAUAAUGUCUGGACAACAGGUCAUGUGACACACGAGACCACUAAACCUCGAGUUUGCUUAUGCAACAAGAGCUACGUUUACAAUCACUCAAGGCCGUACUAAUCUUGCUAUAGAGUAUACAGAAGAAGAAAGAAGAAAUAAUACUUUUAUUUAGCAAGAAUGCUUUAAAUCGAUCAAAAGUGACAGAAAAUAUAUUUAUAAUGUCGCAAAAAUUCUAAUAUUAUUGUUUUUUUGAACAUUGUAUUUGGGGAACACUAAAGAUCAGCUUUGAUCACAGAAAUAAAUUACAUUUCAAAAUAUAUCUUCAAAUAUAAGAGAUAUUUAAAAUUGUAAUAAUAUUUCACAGUUUUUUUUUAAUGUAUUUUAAGAUCAAAUAAAUUCAUUAGUGAGCAAAAGAGACUAAUUUCAAAAACAAAUCUUAACAAUUUGUAAAAAAUGGUAAACACUACAUUAGUCAAAAUGAGCCGUAUAAAACCAGAAUAAACUAGUGCAUCCCAUAAUGCAAUGCGUGUCACUUGACUUCAUUUCCAGUGCGAUGAACAAACCCUGAAGCAAUUUCUCCCAAACAUUUCUCUCCUUUUCUUGUAGGUUUUUUGUUGUAAAACAUUGGAUUUAAAUUGCAAAACGAUACUUUCAUUUCCGAGACGAUUGCAAAUGCACAAUAGUGAGGUCAGAUUACCAUUUUCAAAAUGCAUAUUGUUGCAUAAUGCAAUAAAUAAACGGUGAGCUUGUAUUGGUCUCUCAAUGAUAUU